Molecule: messenger RNA, 546 nt
Organism: Fusarium vanettenii 77-13-4
Lineage: Eukaryota; Fungi; Ascomycota; Sordariomycetes; Hypocreales; Nectriaceae
Exons: 5
Coding region: 1-546 (181 amino acids)
Cellular component (GO): nucleus
Source: RefSeq, a predicted model, not a curated record
AUGCACCUAAAAAGGAGGCUCAGAACAGUGCUCGCUGAACCAGAGACGCGCAUCGUGAAUGGAAUCGAUGUCAAGUUCUCCAUUGAUGACUUGCGGGAUAAGGAUGAGCCUGAAGGAUGGGAUGGCAUCAGAAACUACGCAGCUCGCAACAACAUGAGAAACAUGAACGUUGGUGAUCUAGCCUUUUUCUAUGCAAGCAACUGCAAAGAGCCCGGCAUCAUGGGCACCAUGGAGAUUGUCAAGGAGUUUUCCGAAGACAAAUCCGCACGGCAACCAGGCGCACCUUACUACGAUCCCAAGUCGACCAAAGAGAAGCCCAUCUGGGACCUCGUGCAUGUCGAGUUCCGAAAGAAGUUUGCCGUUCCGAUUCAUCUCAAGGAGCUUCGUGAGCUUGGGAAGUCUGGUGGGCCUUUAGAGGCGAUGCAGCUGAUCAAACAGUCGAGACUCAGUGUGACCAAGGUCAGUGCUGAUGAGUGGAACACGCUUUGUGAGCUUGCCGACAAGAAGGCAUCUGAGGCUGGGCUAGAACACCAGGGGCCUAAAUAG